This is a messenger RNA of Oncorhynchus nerka (sockeye salmon), 7125 nucleotides long. RefSeq names its product zinc fingers and homeoboxes protein 2. Gene Ontology annotation, cellular component: nucleus. Lineage: Eukaryota; Metazoa; Chordata; Actinopteri; Salmoniformes; Salmonidae. The coding region runs from base 297 to 3260 and encodes 987 amino acids. Gene Ontology annotation, molecular function: DNA-binding transcription factor activity, RNA polymerase II-specific; DNA binding. The record is from RefSeq and is a predicted model, not a curated record. Gene Ontology annotation, biological process: regulation of transcription by RNA polymerase II. The transcript has 4 exons.
ACUACUUUUUUUUUUACUGUUGUCUUUAGGAUAUGCCAGAAUCUUUAGAAUUACCAGCGGAAUAUGCGCGUUACCACCGACUACUUACAAUUGGGAAUUUUACUGCUAGUUUAUCGUCCCAGCAACAAAAGGCUCUAGGCAGAUUCCAGAGGAGACUACCCAGAGUGCCGCUGGACCGGAGACCAAAAAGGAGCUGGAGAGAGUGGAGGCGGAACUGGAGCAAGAUAGGCAACCCCCCCAAGGGAAGCCCCACCCUACUGCGGAAGUGCAGUGAAUGCCAUCUGUGAUGAACUCUCAUGAAGCCGCACACGGGAGCUGACGUCCGCAGGAGACACCACUGCAGACCCAGGACAGUAGAGGAGCAGGGUCUUCUUCAAACACUGGAGACUUACCCUCCCCCUGACCCAAAUAACAUCCCACAUCAGUCACCAGCAAUGUCCAGUCGCAGGAAAUCCUCCACCCCCUGCAUGAUCCGGGUUAGUGACAUAAUAGAGCAGGAUGACUCUGAAGAAAUGGAAGUGUCCACUGCCAAUGUGACCAACAAUGGGUCUUCAGAGUCUGUGGAAAAUCAAGACCAUACAGUACAAGACACUAUAGAAGAUCUAGGAAGUGAGAUUGAAACAAAAGUUGUGGCGGAAGCUGAUCCUAUGCCCCAACUGAGGCAGCAUGGAAGUUAUGAGUGCAAAUACUGUCCGUUCUCCACCCAGAAACUCAACGACUUCAAAGAGCACGUAGACUCCAGUCACCCCAAUGUCAUACUCAACCCCCUCUAUCUUUGUGCCGUGUGCAACUUCAGCACCAAAAAGUUUGACUCUCUUACAGACCACAAUGAGACCCAACACCCUGGAGAGACCAACUUCAAGUUCAAGAGGGUAAAAAUAAAUAACCAGACUAUCUUGGAGCAGACAAUCGAAGGCAAGACCAAUUCAGUUCUCUGCAAUACUGUAGACGGACAAGGCGUUGUCACUUUUCCACCGAGCAAACCAAUUAAGGGGAAUAUCGGAAAGCCAAACAUGGACAACAUACAGUCCCUCUACCAAGGGAAUGAUUUGGAAAAGAGGUUGCAAAACUUUAUUCCAAAAGAUCAAAUCACAGCUGUGAACAUAAACGGCACAAUGAUCAUCCCUGAACCAACAAUCAUUCAAGGGCUUUCGUAUGUAAUGCCAUUGCUUCAAAGACCACCCAACUUCUGUUCUGUACCAACAAUUGCUGUUCCUCUGAACUCUACCAAAUAUAAUCCUUCACUGGACAAUAACACAACCCUAAUGACAUCUUUUAACAAAUUCCCUUACCCAACCCAUGCUGAGCUGUCCUGGCUAACUGCUGCGUCCAAGCACCCAGAGGAGCAAAUAAAGGUGUGGUUCACUACCCAACGGCUAAAGCAAGGCAUCACCUGGUCACCAGAGGAAGUCGAGGAAGCCAGGAAGAAAAUGUUUAAUGGCUCCAUCCCACCCAUACAUCAGACCUUCACCGUUCUGCCUACCCCAAUCUCUCAGGCUGCCAAAGCCACCCAGCCCCUUAUUCAGACUAGCUUUGGGCAGUCUAAUCUAGUACUGACAAGUAUUGCUAAUGGAUCAACCAUGACCUGUGCUCCUGUUGCAGUGACUGUAGCCAGUUUUGUGCAACCUCUCAAGCGACCCCUGACAACUCCUUCAUUCGCCCCAGAAUUAAAGCGCCCCAUGGCGGCCCCUGCAGAAGACCCAAAGGAGAAGAUACUAAUGGCCCCUCCUCCAGUUCCACAAAAAGAGAGACUUCCCAUGGCCCCACCCCCAGUGCCCCCAGAAUUAAAGAGAUCUGUAGCAUUUCCUAUUAUCGCCUCGGAGAUGAAAAGGUCCUUGGCAGCACCUCUCAUGGUUUCUAAAGGAAAACUGCCCUUGGCCACUCCACUUGUGAACCCCAAAAACAAGCUGCCAAUGGCACCUUCUCCAGUCUUCCCUAAGAUGAAGAGACCUAUUGUCACCCCUCAAUUCAAGAGUUACAUGCAGCCUCCUCCUUCAUUAGUUUCCAAAGACAAACUUCCAAUCACCCACUCUCUAUUGGCUUCAGACUUAAAGUUACCAAUCUCACCCCCUCUCAUUGCCCCUCAAGUGAGGAGGCCAACAAUAAUCCAGUCCGUGUGGACUCCCCUCAAGGGCCCGUUCCAACUCCCUAGCUUUUACCAAGACAGCAAGAAAACAAAAACGCAAAUAACAGAGAUGAAGGCCAGAUAUGUCAGAGGACGUCUCUCAGAGGACAAAGUGCUCACCCCUCUUGGGGAAGCCAAUGGUGUCUCUCGUGGGGAUGCAAAGUGGGUUCAUGACCAAGGGCCUCAUGCACAGAACGGCAUUCUACAGUUGUACAACGAGCUAGCAUCAAAACCAGAACAGCAACAAUCAGUUCAGACUCAAUUUCCACUCUUGGAGAGAAUGAAAGGGAAGACUUCUGAGCAGUUGAAGAUUCUAGAAGAGAACUUCCAGAAAAACAGCUCUCCAACAUACAAUGACGUUGACAAUCUAGUGACUGCAACCCAACUGUCGCGGGAGGAAAUUGACAGCUGGUUUUUAGAGCGCCGGGCGCUGCGUGACAACCUUGAACAAGCUCUUCUAAACUCCAUGGGCUCAAAGAGACUCAACGUUGAUAAGCGUCAGCAACAACACGGACCGCUGAAUGGUGUGCACAAGCAAGGUGGCCAUCCAAGAAGCUCUCCCUUUGCCAUCAUUGCCCCCACCACCACUUGCUCAGUGCCUCUAGACAGCAAAUCCUUGGCUCUUCUGAAGGAUGUUUUUGCACAAACUCGGUGGCCUUCCCCUGAAGAAUACAAUCAGCUUGAGGCCCAGACAAGCCUGGCUCGCACAGAAAUCGUCCGCUGGUUCAAGGACAGUAGGUCAGCACUGAAGAGUGGGACCUUGGAGUGGAUGGAGUUUUUCCAUAAACUGAACAGCAGUGGGCAAAAUGGCGAGGGGGCGCUACUGAGCACAGAGAAUGCUUUCAGCAUAAUCCAGCGCUACCAGGAAGUAAAGGCACCCAAGGUGGAGGAUAUUGGGAGGCUAACGGAGCAUGCCAGUCUUAGCAGCCAGGAGAUCAAGGAAUGGUUUGCCAGCAAAUUGAGACAAAACACAUCUGAUAUCAGCCAGAAUUGUGGCCAAAAUGGAGGCUCUCGAGAGGGGUUCGGGAGCUGGAUGGAAGAAACCAAGGGGAUGGAUGCACGCAUGGGUGCUAAGGAGCUGGUCUCGGACAAAGACAGGAUGAUGGAGGAUGCUUCUGGAAGGGUGACUGGAUAAAGGGUGAGAACCGUUGCCACUGUCAGUUGCACACAGGAGCUGAAAAGGAAAGAGUUUAAUUAUUGAAUAUUGUAUUUUCUGAACAAAUUAUUUCUUGCUUGUUCCAUCCCAGUUUGUGCCCAACAUUUCCUCAAGGUUGAGUUAACUUUGUAGAACGUUUUCAAAAACAUGGUGGUAAUGUUGUGUGUGAUUUAGGAUGAGGUAGAAGGCACAGUGCAGUGAAUGUGUGCCUGAAGCACUGACCAGGUGGUGAUCGUUGAGUGCCAAAGCUGGAUUUGCUGUGUUAUUACACUUUUAAAAAAAGGAUUCUUGUAAAUAUAUUUUUUCUGUGUUGCUACAGAUUUGUACAAUUUUGGGGGAAUUUUGUUACAUUUUAUAAUGGGAGCAACUUGCCCCUUUUUUUCGCUCCAGCGGAUCUUAAGUGGUCUGUCCUACAUUUUGUAAUGAAACACCAUGAACCACUACAACCGUUGGCAAUACUUCAGUCCAUUUUCCAAUGCUGAACUUCCGUUGCAGUUCCCUCCUGUCAGGUGGACUUAUAUCAAAUCAAACUAUUUACGGUUCUGAAGUGCUAUUGUACUCCCUGGACUCUAAGCCAACCUGCACUUUGGUAAGGAACAUGCUUGUUUGACCAAGUGAUGUUGUGGAUCAUUGUUAGAGAAAAGAAACGGUCAGUGGCAAAACCAGAAAGAAAUAAUCACAUUGAAACAAAUCCAGAAUCAUGCUGCCUGCCUGUAUCAUAUUCUAAUCUUUCUCUUUUGAUUUAUUUGUUGUCCUGCAAAUGAACAUACACAUCUGUAAUAGCCUUUAUACCUACGUACAUGUUGACUUAAUAGAAGUAGUGCUAGUUCCAUUCCGACAUUAGAAACAAACCAAUACAAGCUCUUUAUGUACCGCUUUAGAGUCAUGGUCAGGACAUAGUGCCUUCGAGAAAGUAUUCAGACCCCUUGACUUUUUCCACAUUUUGUUACGUUACAGCCUUAUUCUAAAAUUGAUUAAAUAAAACAUUUCUGUAAUCUGCACUAGAGGUCGACCGAUUAUGAUUUUUCAACGCCGAUACCGAUUAAUCGGCCGAUUUAUUUAAAAAAAAAAAAAACUUUUAUGUAUUACAUUAAUGACAAUUACAACAAUACUGAAUGAACACUUAUUUUAACUUAAUAUAAUACAUCAAUAAAAAUCCAUUUAGCCUCAAAUAAAUAAUGAAACAUGUUCAAUUUGGUUUAAAUAAUGCAAAAACAAAGUGUUGGAAGAAAGUAAAAGUGCAACAUGUGCCAUGUAAAAAAAACUAACGUUUAAGUUCUUUGCUCAGAACAUGAGAACAUAUGAAAGCUGGUGGUUCCUUUAUAAAAUGAGACUUAAAUAUUCCAACGUAAGAGGUAUUAGGUUGUAGUUAAUAUAGUAUUUAUAGGACUAUUUCUCUCUCUACCAUUUGUAUUUCAUAUACCUUUAACUAUUGCAUGUUCUUAUAGGCACUUUAGUAUUGCCAGUGUAACAGUAUAGCUUCCGUCCCUCUCCUCGCCCCUGCCUGGGCUCGAACCAGGAACACAUCGACAACAGCCACCCUCGAAGCAUCGUUACCCAUCGCUCCACAAAAUCCACGGCCCUUGCAGAGCAAAGGGAACAACUACUCCAAGUCUCAGAGCGAGUGACGUUUGAAACGCUAUUAGCGCGCACCCCGCUAACUAGCUAGCCAUUUCACAUCGGUUACACCAGCCUAAUCUCGGGAGUUGAUAGGCUUGAAGUCAUAAACAGCUCAAUGCUUGAAGCACAGCGACGAGCUGCUGGCAAAACGCACGAAAGUGCUGUUUGAAUGAAUGCUUACGAGCCUGCUGCUGCCUACCACCGCUCAGUCAGACUGCUCUAUCAAAUCAUAGACUUAAUUAUAAGAUAACACACAGAAAGACGAACCUUUGGCCAUUAAUAUGGUCGAAUCAGGAAACUAUCAUUUCGAAAACCAAACGUUUAUUUCAUUGAAAUACGGAACCGUUCCAUAUUUUAUCUAACGGGUGGCAUCCCUAAGUCUAAAUAUUGCUGUUACAUUGUACAACCUUCAAUGUUAUGUCAUAAUUACGUAAAAUUCUGGUAUAUUAGUUCGCAACGAGCCAGGCGGUCCAAAUUGUUGCAUAUACCCUGACUCUGCGUGCAAUGAACGCAAGAGAAGUGACACAAUUUCACCUAGUUAAUAUUGCCUGCUAACCUGGAUUUCUUUUAGCUAAAUAUGCAGGUUUAAAAAUAUAUGCUUCUGUGUAUUGAUUUUAAGAAAGGCAUUGGUGUUUAUGGUUAGGUACAGUCUUGCAACAAUUGUGCUUUUUUCCGCAAAUGUGCUUUUGUUAAAUCAUCCCCCGUUUGGCGAAGUUGGCUGUCUUUGUUAGGAAGAAAUAGUCUUCACACAAUUCUCAAACGAGCCAGGCGGCCCAAACUGCUGCAUAUACCCUGACUCUGUUGCAAGAGAAGUGACACAAUUUACCUAGUUAAAAUAAUUCAAAGGUUUAAAAAAUAAAUACCGCUUUCCGAUUAUGAAAACUUGAAAUCGGCCCUAAUUAAUCGGCCAUUCCAAAUAAUUGGUCGACCUAUAAUCUGCACACAGUACCCCAUAAUGGCAAAGUGAAAACAGGUUUUUAGAAAUGUUUGCAAAUGUAUUAAACAUUUCUUCAGCAUUGAAGAUCUCCAAGAACACAGUGGCCUACAUCAUUCUUAAAUGGAAGACGUUUUGAAUCACCAAGACUCUUCCUAGAGCUGGCUGCCCGGCCAAACUGAUCAAUCGGGAGAAGUGCCUUGGUCAGGGAGGUGACCAAGAACCCGAUGGUCACUCUGAAAGAGCUCCAGAGUUCCUCUGUGGAGAUGGUUGUCCUUCUGGAAGGUUCUCUCAUCUCUGCAGCACUCCACCAAUCAGGCCUAUAUGGUAGAGGGGCCAGACGGAAGCCACUCCUCAGUAAAAGGCACAUGACAGCCUGCUUGGAGUUUGCCAAAAGGCACCUAAAGACUCUCAUACCAUGAGAAUCAAGAUUCUCUGGACUGAUGAAACCAAGAUUCAACACUUUGGCCUGAAUGCCAAGUGUCACGUCUGUCGGAAACUUGGCACCAUCCCUACGGUGAUGCAUGGUGUUGGCAGCAUAAUGCUUUGGAUGUUUUUCAGUAGCAAAGACCAGGAGACUAGUCAGGAUCAAGGCAAAGAUGAAAAGAGCAAAGAUUCGAGAGAUCCUUGAUGAAAACAUGCUCAGGACCUCCGACUAGGGUGUAGGUUCAACUUCCAACAUGACAACGCCCCUAAGCACACAGCCAAGACAAUGCAAGAGUGUCUUCGGGACAAGUCACUGAAUGUUCUUGAGUGGUCCCGCCAGAGCCCGGACUUGAACCUGAUCUAACAUCUCUGCAGAGACCUGAAAAUAGCUGCGCAGCAACACUCCCCAUUCAACCUGGCAGAGCUUGAGAGGAUCUGCAGAGAAGAAUGAGAGAAACUCCCCAAAUACAGGUGUGCCUAGCCUGUAGUGUCAUACCCAAGAAGACUCGAGGCUGUAAUCCCUGCCAAAGGUUUUCAACAAAGUACUGAGUAAAGGGUCUGAAUACUUAUGUAAAUACGAUAUUUCAGGUUUUUUAAUUAGCAAAAAUGUACCUGUUUUUACAUUCUUAUUCUGGGGUAUUGUGUGUAGAUUGGGGGUAUAUUGGACUAAUCCAAUUUAGAUUAAGGCUGUAACUUUACAAAAUGUGUAAAGUCAAGGGGUCUGAAUACUUUCCGAAGGCACUGUAUAACAAGAAAUACUCCACUUAUACCAAGAUCCUGCUUACUCUUUUCAAAAACCAGUUACUCUUUUCAAAAACCAGUUGUCUGCUGUAAUCCAAUAAAACAGAGCCUUUUUAAAGGUAA